UCAAAUUUGCAAACAAGUCGACAAGACAAGAAGGACAAUUGAAGAGAGAGGAGAGAGAAAAUGGAUAGGGUAUUUUCAGUGGGUGAAAUUUCUGACCAGUACUGGUCGUCGCAAACGGCCGCCGCUCCUCCGCCGCCGUCACGGCCACCGGCCAUGGCGGCCGAUGUAGGCUCCAAAAUGAACCGUAGCGCAUCGGAGUGGGCCUUCCAGCGGUUCCUUCAAGAGACCUCCGCCUCACCACCUCAUUCUUCUGCUCCAGACCAUGGCGAAGUCAUCGAGAUCAAGGACUCUGCCCUCAAUCAAUCUCAAAAACUCAAUGCUAAUCACGAUCGUAUUAGUAAUUGUAAUAGCGGCAGCAUUUAUACCAAUGCUGCUCCCACGACGACGGCCGAUAAUGGCGCCGCUGCACCGCCGAAUAUUCCGAUCGAUUCUGAGGAAUACCAGGCUUUCCUUAAGAGUAAGCUUCAUCUCGCUUGUGCUGCGGUCGCCUUGAAGAGGGGAUCCUUUACAAAGUCUCAAACUUCGUCCACCUCAGCUGACUGUGGAUCACAAGCAUCUACUACGUUGGGAAUUCAAGCUUCUAAUAUAGGAGCUGAGAAUAAUUCAUUAAGGUCACCAGAUAAGGAUAUAAAUGGAGUCCUUGGAGUUACUUCCUCACCCUUGGUGCCAAAAAUUUCUGAGGUUCGAGCUCGGUCAGCUACUAGUGGAUCAUCGAGAGAUCAGUCAGAUGAUGAGGAGAUUGAGGGAGAAACUGAGACAACUGAGAAUAAGGACCCUGCGGAUGUAAAACGUGUAAGGAGAAUGCUUUCAAACCGAGAAUCGGCUCGACGAUCAAGGAGAAGAAAGCAAGCACAUUUAACUGAACUUGAGACACAGGUUGCUCAAUUAAGAGUUGAGAAUUCUACCCUGUUGAAGCGCCUUGCCGAUAUAAGCCAAAAGUACAAUGACGCCAGCGUCGAUAACCGGGUUCUAAAAGCUAAUGUCGAAACAUUAAGAGCAAAGGUGAAGAUGGCUGAGGAGACUGUCAAGCAAGUUACUGGUAACCCAAUGUUCCAUGCCAUGUCUUCGAUUUCCUCUAUCGACAUCUCUUCGUUCAAUGGUAGCCGAUCCGAGACAUCAACAGAUGCUGCUGUUCCCGUGCAAGACGAUCCAUGUCGCAUAUAUCAACCUGCAUCAAACAACCCCGUGGGCGCACGUGACAUAAGAGUCAACAAUGGAUUGGCUGGCAUUUCACAAGUAGACAGUGGGCAGCAGAGUUCUCCAUCUACGGUACCGCCAGCCGUGUCGGGGAACAAGAUUGGAAGAUCCAAGUCUCUGCAGCGAGUGGCUAGCUUGGAGCAUCUGCAAAAGCGGAUCUGUGGAGCCCAAGCAAAUGGAGAGCAGUAGAUAAACAGGCAAGAACUGGAGAUGGCCCUUGCACAUAUGAAAGAUUUUUUACCUCAUGAGUUGAAAAUGAGAGCUUUAGUUCUGGUGAUUGUUGCAAAAGAUUCUUACUUCUUCAUGCUAACGACAUUGGUAUUGACCAUUUGUACUGUUAAUUCUGUGGCCUCCUCCCAUUUAUCAUGAAUCAAACAGGUAAUUAUCAAUGAUUGAAUUAUGCACUCUUGUAUUUUCCCCUUAAA
Momordica charantia (bitter melon) is the source of this 1622-nucleotide messenger RNA. RefSeq names its product bZIP transcription factor family protein (gene BZO2H3). Gene Ontology annotation, molecular function: DNA-binding transcription factor activity. NCBI's taxonomy places the organism in Eukaryota, Viridiplantae, Streptophyta, Magnoliopsida, Cucurbitales, Cucurbitaceae. Gene Ontology annotation, biological process: regulation of DNA-templated transcription. The record is from RefSeq and is a predicted model, not a curated record.